AUGGACUCUUUGCUAUUAGCAAAAAUAAAACCAUAUACAACCAGAAUAGUAGUGCAAUAUCAGAGUGGCCUUAUCCGGAUUUCCAGAGAUAUAUCAAACCAUGAAAAACAACAUGUAGAAGCAAGAAAAUGCACAGUGAAAAAAUGUCUUCAGAAGCAUGACAUUGAAUGUUCCAUGGACAAUGUCCCCAAUAUUGCCAUACUGGGUUCAGGUGGAGGCCUGAGGGCUAUGAUUGCACUGCUGGGAACACUGGAAGAGAUGCAGGAACAAUGUCUUCUGGAUACAGUGAUGUAUAUUGGUGGAGUAUCGGGUUCUACGUGGUGUAUGUCAUAUGUUUAUGAAACUGAAGAAUGGAACAAACAGCUAUAAAGUUUGGAAGAUAAGUUGUGUCACAAACUGGUAAAGCCACUCCAGGACUGGAAGAAAGCCUUAAAAAGUCUGAUUGAGUCAAGUAAAGAUGACACAUACUCCUUAACUGAUUUUUGGGGUUAUGUUAUAGUUUACAUAAUAAUGCAUGAACUGGAUGAUCAUCAUCUGUCUGAUGAACAGAAAAUUUGUAAGAAUGGGAUAGUGCCUUACCCAAUCUAUGCAGCAGUGGAUUCAACCAAAUUAGAUGCUGCUGCAAGUGAAAUCCACUCAGAUAUCUGGUUUGAAUUUACACCACAUGAGGUUGGAUUCUUUAACCCUGGAGCAUUUGUGGAUGGGACUCUCCUUGGAAGCAAGUUUGAGAAUGACAAACUGAAGGAAAAGAAGAAUGAAAAGAAAAUGUCUUAUCUAAGAGGAUUAUGGGGAAGUGCUAUUGCAAAUUUCAAAGAAGACAUGAGAGUUUUAAUAGAAUACAGAUGUACCUGUGACUAUUGUAAAGUUGCUUUAGAGAUAACACAUUUCUCUCAGCAUAUUAUGGAAAGCCAAGCAUGUAUUAUGGAAACUAAAACAUAUGCAGAUGCUAAGAAGCAUAUCACAAACAUUAUUGAAAUCCUAGAAAACAAAGGACCCAGUGAUACCUACAACUUUUGUUGUAGCCUGAAGGAAAUCGAUUAUUCUCUAGACCCAACUGAAAGUGGAAAACAUUUUUUGAAACUGCUUGAGAUUUUACAAUUAGAAUUUACAGAACCUCGGUACAACUGUUUUCUUGUAAAAUCAUUUUACUGCAUAUUAACUUUUCAUCUCAGUGACAUUCUUUUAAAUUAUUUAUAUAUUUGCCCAGCUGAAAAAAAAGGAAUCAUCAGUCACAAAGAAAUUACAACAAUCAUAAAUGAACUGGAAGAGAGUACAGAGAAGAUUACUAUGCAGGAGUUAAGUUGGGAGUUCCCCAUACAACAUCUUGGACAUGAUAUAUGGGAUAUCGUGAAAUUUAUGUACAAAACUAUUACUUGUAUCUGUAAAUGGAAAUGGGGAAACAUCUCUAACUAUACUUACAAAUGCAUUGACCUGAAGGACAAAAACAUGACUGAUAAGACAGAUAUUCAGUUGGCAGAUGCUGGCAUAGUCAUAAAUUCUGCUUACCCCCUUAUCUUGCGUCCAGAAAGAAAAGUGGAACUCAUUCUGUCUUUUGAUUUUAGUGAAGGAGAUUGUUUUGAGACUAUCAAGAAAGCAAGUCAAUACUGCAAGGAAAACAAUCUUCCCUUUCCUGAAAUUGAUGCCCUAAAUUUAGACAAGGAUAAAGAAAACCCUGAAGACUGUUACAUCUUCAGGGGCAAUGGUGGUCCAACUGUCAUGCACUUUCCACUUUUCAACAGAGUAAACUGUGCAGGUAACAUAUCUGACUGGCACAAAAGGUAUAAAACCUCCAACCUAUCUUAUUCAGAACAAGAUAUUAAAAAUCUUCUAAAAGCAGAAAAAACAAAUGUGAGAAAUAAUACUAAAAAAAUCCAGCAAAUGUUGAAAGCUGUAGCAAAUCCUUAA
Molecule: messenger RNA, 1905 nt
Organism: Crotalus tigris (Tiger rattlesnake)
Lineage: Eukaryota; Metazoa; Chordata; Lepidosauria; Squamata; Viperidae
Product: cytosolic phospholipase A2 gamma-like
Exons: 15
Biological process (GO): glycerophospholipid catabolic process
Cellular component (GO): cytosol; nuclear envelope; nucleoplasm
Molecular function (GO): calcium ion binding; calcium-dependent phospholipid binding
Source: RefSeq, a predicted model, not a curated record